This is a messenger RNA of Guillardia theta CCMP2712, 558 nucleotides long. RefSeq lists its product as hypothetical. Gene Ontology annotation, biological process: protein phosphorylation. The annotation marks the transcript as partial. NCBI's taxonomy places the organism in Eukaryota, Cryptophyceae, Pyrenomonadales, Geminigeraceae. The record is from RefSeq and is a predicted model, not a curated record. Gene Ontology annotation, molecular function: ATP binding; JUN kinase kinase kinase activity. The transcript has a single exon.
CUUGGCAGCGGAGGCUUCGGGACAGUUUUUCUUGCCCAGUAUCAAAACAUGGCGGUGGCAGUCAAGGAACCUCACAACGCUGCUAGCAUCCACAAAGACGAGUAUAGGAAGCGAGCCUUCUGCAGGGAAGCUGAUCACCUCUACCGGCUCCGGCAUCCUAACAUAGUGAACUUCGUAGGAGCCAUCGUAGAGGACGAGCACCACGAGCCCUGCUACUGCAUUGUGACGGAAGUCCUGCCCUUCACCUUGGAGGCCUACCUGACAGCCAAAGCCACGUCGAGUAUCUCUGUUGGUCAACAAGUGAUCUUCGACCUGGCAACGGGCCUGUCCUACAUGCAUGCGAGCAAGAUCAUACACCGAGACAUCAAGCCGCAGAACGUCAUGGUAGAUGAGCUCGGCAGAGCCAAGUACAUCGACUUCGGCCUCUCCAAGGAGGAAGAGCUAUCCAGACAGACUAGCGCGAGCUACACCAUGGUAGGAACGCAGAGCUGGAUGGCCCCCGAGGUGAAGAAGGGAGAGAAAGCGACCGCAGCGUCGGACGUGUACUCUUUGGGGAUG